Molecule: messenger RNA, 2022 nt
Organism: Condylostylus longicornis
Lineage: Eukaryota; Metazoa; Arthropoda; Insecta; Diptera; Dolichopodidae
Product: cytochrome b5-related protein-like
Exons: 5
Coding region: 316-1635 (439 amino acids)
Biological process (GO): lipid metabolic process
Cellular component (GO): mitochondrion
Molecular function (GO): heme binding
Source: RefSeq, a predicted model, not a curated record
GUGACUAAAAAUAGCAAAAAAUACCUAUUAAAAAAAUCUAACAAUAAUAAAAAAUAAAAAACUGAUAAUUUUUAAUUCAAUAUUUGUAAUAUUAUGACUGAUAAUUUAAAUCUUGUUCAAAUAAAAAAAAUCUCCAACUGAUAACGCAUAAAAUAAUAAUUGAUAUCGACUGAAAAUCUUAAAUAAUUUCAUGAUUAAGAAAGUACAUAAAAUUCAGUAUGAGGCGAGAAGUUCAGCAAUAAAGAAGUUUAAAGAGAGAAAUAAGAAAAAUUAAAUUAAUUAGAUUGUUAUUCAGAGCAUCUUAAAAUAAGAAAAAUGACUGAAAAUUGGAAGCAAUCAGUAAUAUCAAGAAAAUUUCCAUCAACAUUUUACGAUACAAGAUUUCGUAUGGUAUCACAAUGGAUUUUGGGAAAACAACAAGAAGAUGAUGCUGAAGGAUUAUGGAGAAUUAAAGAUAGUCUUUAUGAUUUUUCUGAUUUUAUUUCAAGACAUCCGGGGGGUAGAUUUUGGUUAGAAACUACAAGGGGGACUGAUAUUACAGAAGCUUUUGAAAUUCAUCAUAUAAGUAUAAUUCCAGAAAAUAUGAUAAAUAAAUUUAAAAUUCGUGAUGCAAAAGAACCAAGAAAUAUAACGUUGACAUUGAAUGAUGAUGGUUUUUAUAAGACAUUAAAGAAAAGAGUUCGAGAUAAAUUGAAAUCAAUUGAUUAUCAUCCAUCUUCAAGGAGUGAUCUUUUACAUACCGGUCUAUUGUUGGCGACAUUUUUAACAGCAAUAAUGAGCGUGAUAUUAAAUAGUAAUUUUAUGACAAUAAUUGCUUCAUUUCUACUAUGUUGGACCGUGAUAUCAUCUCAUAAUUACUUUCAUCGUCGAGAUAAUUGGAGAAUGUAUUGUUUUAAUUUAGGUUUAAUGAAUGUUAAUGAUUGGCGUAUCUCACAUGCUCUAUCACAUCAUAUAUAUACAAAUUCAUUUCAUGAUUUAGAGAUAUCAAUGUUUGAACCAUAUUUUAUGUGGAUACCUAAUCCAUAUGUAAAAACAGCUUUUCAACGUUAUGGUUCAUGGAUUUAUGGACCUUUAAUUUAUGUAUCGUUAUUCCCAAUGUCUUUCAUAAAAAGAAUAAUAUUUUCAUUGAAAAAACAAAAUGUAUUUUAUUAUGAUGAUAUUAUUGCAUUUACACUACCAUUAGCAAUGUAUUUAACAACUGGUGGAACAUUAUACAUUGUUCUUAAAACAUGGAUAUUAAUAAUAUUGGGUGCUAGUUUUAUAUUCUCUUUAAUUGGAUUAAAUGCUGCUCAUCAUCAUCCAGAUAUACAUCAUGAUGGUGAUGUAAUGCGUUCUGAUAGAGAUUGGGGUCUAUUUCAAUUGGAUACUGUUAUUGAAAGAGCUGAUUUUAAAAAUUCACAUUUCUUUACAUUAACACAUUUUGGUGAUCAUGCAAUGCAUCAUUUAUUUCCAACAUUAGAUCAUGGAAUAUUACCACAAUUAUAUCCAAUAUUAUAUGAUACAAUGGAAGAAUUUAAUGGAGAGUUAAGAGAAUGUUCACAGUUACAUCAUUUUAUUGGACAGCAUAAGCAAUUAGCAAGAAUUGAAGCGAAUCCGAUACCAAGAGAUGAAAUAAUUAAAUCUAAAAAGAAAUAAAAUAAAAUUAUUAAAAACACAAUUAAAAUGUUUAAAUACAAAUUAUUUUAAAUCAAAUAUUAAGUUGUUUAAAAAAGGUGUGCCUUCGAGAGUUUUAAAGUUGUAUAUUUUUUAUGAAAAAUAAUUAUUUUUACAACUCAUAAACAGAUGAGAAUAAUUUAAAAUUCCAAACGUGAUUCUUAAUUGUUAUUAAAAAAAUAUAAUAUGUAUAUUAGUUUCAUAGAAUAUUUAAACAUGGGGUGUUUAAAUUUUUCCUCAAUGUGAAUUCCAAAUUUUUUUUUAAUAUUAUAAGAGCUAUAUACUGUAUUUAUCAUAAUAUAUUAUGUAUAUGUGUGUAUUUGCAUUUACAUUAUAAUAUAAGAUUUUUGUUUAUUCAUUGGACUAGAU